This is a messenger RNA of Sesamum indicum (sesame), 734 nucleotides long. RefSeq names its product hexokinase-1 protein. NCBI's taxonomy places the organism in Eukaryota, Viridiplantae, Streptophyta, Magnoliopsida, Lamiales, Pedaliaceae. The record is from RefSeq and is a predicted model, not a curated record.
UAUCUGCUGUUGAGAGGUAAAAAAGAAACAAAAAUGAAAGGAUAAACCCCUGGAGAGAGAACAAAGGUGUUUCCUUUUCUUUACAAAAUUCCUCAUUUCCAUACCCUAAUUCAGAGAAGAAAGAAGAAAUGAGUGAAAGGCCGGUGCCCAGGAGGGAGAGCCCAUGGGGAGUGUCGGAGGGCGAGCAUCGCCAACCAAAAGCCCACAGAUGCAAUGACCGAGCUGAAGAUCUCAUCCAUGCAUUUUUCGAGGGCAACCCUUUUAAAACAAUUCCAGGCCCUUUCAAGCUGUUUUGGCAGUGCAUGCAAUCGAAACCUGGGGAAGAACCGACGGAGCCUUUCUACUACUUGGAACUGGACCCUCCCAAACGAGAAGUAAAACUUGAGUAGAGCCUUGUGAUUUUGUCUGCUCAAGUUCAAUAUGUAAUCAGAGGUUACAUGUCUCAUUAUCCGUAAUAAUAGUGUAAUUCUGAUUGUUAUGGACAGUGAUCCUGAAGGGAGUUGACGGUCUCAACUUUUUUUAUACGAUAAUUGUGAGAUCGAUAUGUCUUCUUGGAUUCAAUUCUUCAGGAAAAGAUUGCAAAUUUCGCAGCACCGAAUUUGAUAAUUGUGCCAAGAAUGCUAUACUGACUUUAACAUUUGGGUCUAGAUUUUAGUUAGGAAAAUGCAACAUUCAUAAACAUAUUGUAAGUUCAAAUUCGUUCUUUGUUAGAAUAGAUUCCUCCCUUAGUUGAA